CGGCGGCGGGAGCGGGAGCGGGAGCGGGAGGAGGAGGAGGAAGAAAAAGAAGAAGAAUAAGCAGCGAACAACAAACAGGAGAAGAGAGUCCCCGGGUGGUCGAGCGGGCUCAUCCACUCUUUUCUUUCUCUUCCCUCCCCCUUUUCCCCCCCCCCCCCUUCCCCAUCCCCAUCCCCAUCCCUACCCUACCCCCGGCCCGUCCAGGUCCGCCAUGGCCAAAGUGCAGGUGCUGAAUGUGGUGGUCCUGGACAACCCGUCACCGUUCAACAACCCCUUCCAGUUCGAGAUCACCUUCGAGUGCAUCGAGGACCUGCCGGACGAUCUAGAGUGGAAGAUCAUUUACGUGGGCUCCGCAGAAAGCGAGGAGCACGACCAGGUGCUGGACUCGGUGCUGGUGGGACCCGUCCCCGCCGGCCGGCACAUGUUCGUCUUUCAGGCUGAUGCCCCAAAUGCAAGUCUCAUCCCAGAUGCAGAUGCAGUUGGUGUGACAGUGGUGCUGAUCACUUGCACAUACAGAGAUCAGGAGUUCAUUCGAGUAGGGUAUUAUGUGAAUAAUGAAUACACAGACCCUGAAUUAAAGGAGAACCCACCAAUGAAACCCGACUAUGCCAAGCUCCAACGAAAUAUUUUGGCCUCUAAUCCAAGGGUUACCAGGUUCCACAUCAACUGGGAAGGUACCAGUGAAAAAAUGGAAGAUAUUGAAAACGUUGAUCCAUGUUCGAAUGCAAUGCUUCCUCCCACCUGUACACCCCUGAAGGGACUUGGAGCAGGAGGUGCCCUGAGCGUAGUUCCAGAGAACUCUAUGGACUGCAUGUGAAGCCUACUGGUGAAGAGGAUUCAAGUGGAUAAAAUAUGUUCUUUUGUAUCAGGGUUUGCUAGCUUUUGGAGUUGUUAAUUCAAUGGAGUAUUUAAGUCAAACUUCAGUACCCCAGAAGAUGGCAUUAAAUCUGCAGGGGUAGGGGAGUGGCAAGGAUAGGAGGCCAAGAUGUUGCCAUUCAUGGCACUGGGCCACAGCAGUUGCAGUGUAUGUGACUGCCAGACACAUUGAUCUACAUUCAGCUGGGUUGCUUUUGCCCAAAUGGGAGCAAUAAUGCUUUUUACUGGUAAACAUUCUGGAAUUGCAAAGCCAGUUGGUGCCUAUUGUAAAUUAGUCAGAAGUGAGUGUUGAACUACAGAAUGUAUUUGUAGUUGUUUUUUUUCUAUGUAGUAAGUCCAAGAACAUUUUGGGGGGAGGGUGGGUGAAUUGGGGAGGGGUAUGAACAAACCCUGUUUGUCUUGAAUUUUUUUUUUGUUCAAGGCCUCUUCAAAAUAACCCCUAAGAACUGGUCACUUCCAGAACUUCAAUUGGCAGUUAUGGCCAAUAGUAAGCCCACUAACGUUGUGGCCUCAGCAACAACUUUUGGUUCCCCUGGAAGUUAAAGCUGUAAAUUCACCAGUUUAACAUGCCGUAUAUCCAGCAAUGCUACCGUAUAAUCCAAACCGGAAGUUUAAUCCUUCAUGAACCUCAGCUGCCCGGCAUAAUUGUCUUCAGAAGUUUAAUAAAAAAAUUUUGUAACUUUUAAUAUUAGUACUUUGUAAAUCGUGAUCCAAACUUACCUGCACUCAUAUGUGGGAGAGGUUGAUUAAAAGAUUGAAAUCUCAAAAUAUAAGCUUUAUAAAGCAGCAUUGUGAUUUUGAAAACUGCAGCAAUUUUUAUAAAUGUUAGCAAUGUAGAGUUGUACUGUCUUGCUUUGUCUGAAUAAAAGCACUUGUAAAUGCA
Carcharodon carcharias (great white shark) is the source of this 1759-nucleotide messenger RNA. RefSeq names its product anti-silencing function 1Bb histone chaperone (gene asf1bb). The record is from RefSeq and is a predicted model, not a curated record. The transcript is spliced from 4 exons. Gene Ontology annotation, cellular component: nucleus. Bases 212 to 817 code for a protein of 201 amino acids. Gene Ontology annotation, biological process: DNA replication-dependent chromatin assembly. Gene Ontology annotation, molecular function: histone binding. Lineage: Eukaryota; Metazoa; Chordata; Chondrichthyes; Lamniformes; Lamnidae.